CUUGCAAACUUUGCUGCCUAGAAGGCUCAAACUCUCCACUCCAACAUCACCACUUUGUCAACCCUCCAUCUUCCUGCCACGCACCCACAUUCAGGCAAGAUGGCACCACACCCCACGGAUGAGCAGGAGGCUGCGAGAUUCAGUCAGAACUGGGCGCUGCUCGACAAGGACAACAUACAUGUCCCCAAAGACGUGCGUGAGCGCGCCCGUGUGGACGCCUUGGCCUACCUCGAGAGUAUGCAUGAGAGCUCCAAUGUCCUGGCGACUUACAACGUGCUGUGGCGUAAUAAUGAGCGCACCUGUCCGCGCUGCGAAGAGGAGGAAGGCGUCAGUUUGGAGGACAAGAUUAAGGAGUACGCAACGCCCGCCGAGCUCAUGACGCACCUAGCGACAACCUGCCCGAGCCCCGUGACGAAGUGGUUGCGCGAGCACGGCAGGGACGAAGAAAGGGACAUGGUGUGUCCGUACUGCGAGGCAAUCGGCGUUCGCAAUCCCCGCAAGUAUACCUUUCUUGUGCAGCUCGUCCGCCACAUACAUGCUAGCGAUGGUGCAACGAGUGGGGAGAAGCACGACGAGUUGAAGGCCGCAGAUGGGUGGUAUCGAGAGGAGUUUGUCAAGUCGUUCCUGCCGAUCAUCAACGACCACAGCAAGGACUGGUUGCUUCGGGACUGUCCUCGCUAUCGCUUUUGAUGCAGCAGUGGAACAUCGAAGUAGCGUGCGGAAGGCAAGGUGCCGGGUGAGCGAAACGCCUUGAUUCGGGGUCAGUGAAUAAGGCGAUGCGAGACGAGAGACAGCGAAGCGUCAAAGUAGCAAAUAGCGAAACGACACAAACAUGAC
Messenger RNA from Neohortaea acidophila, 837 nucleotides. RefSeq lists its product as uncharacterized. The record is from RefSeq and is a predicted model, not a curated record. The coding region runs from base 100 to 690 and encodes 196 amino acids. The transcript has 2 exons. Lineage: Eukaryota; Fungi; Ascomycota; Dothideomycetes; Mycosphaerellales; Teratosphaeriaceae.